UACACAACAGACACUGGCUUGUUGAGCGGGGAGGUGUGUGUCUGCUGACAGAUGUGGGGCCUCACAGCUGUUAGACGCUGGAAACCUGGUCCUGGUGGAGGAUCUGCCGGAGGAGCGGAGCUCGGUCCAGGAUACAGAUCGCGCCUUGGCCCUGUCUCCCACCGGAUGAGCGCGCACCAUGACGGACACCGUCACCGUGGGUCCAGCCGGAGGCGGCGAGCUCCGGGACAGCUCGGACUCGGACUCGGAGCCGGAAGCCGAGCCCGCUCGAGCGGCCGGGGUCGGGGUGCCCCCGUCCGGCACCCAGGUGAUCCACAGCGGACACUUCAUGGUGUCGUCGCCCCACAGCGACUCGGCGCCGCGCAGGCGGAAGAGCGGAGGGUCCCUGCGCUACGACUUCGACACGGUGAACAGGACGUGGUGCCAGACGUACCGCUACGGGCCGUUCAGCUCCGGGAGCCUGAGCAUCGACCCCACGCUGACCCGCCUGUUCGAGUGCAUGUCUCUGGCCUACAGCGGUAAGAUCGUCUCACCCAAGUGGAAGUCCUUCAAGGGCCUGCGGCUGCUGUGGAGGGACAAGAUCCGCCUGAACAACGCCAUCUGGAGGGCCUGGUUCAUCCAGUAUGUGGAGAGGAGGAAGAACCCCGUGUGCGGGUUCGUCACCCCGCUGGAGGGCUCCGAGGCCGACGCGCACAGGAAGCCUGAGGCCAUCGUGUUGGAGGGCAGCUACUGGAAGCAGCGGAUUGAAGUGGUGAUCAGAGAGUAUCACAAGUGGAGAAUUUACUAUAAAAAGAGACUCCAGAAGAAGAAGGAUGACAUUCUAUCAAUGCUACAGGAGGGUCAGGUGUGCCAGGCCCGGACGGAGAAAUGGUCCAUUCAGAUGUACGAGGAGCCUGAGCCUGCGCCGGUGGAGGCCCACAUGUUUGACCUGGACUGCCUCCUGUCGGACAUCUCCGACACCCUGUUCACCAUGACACAGAAGCCCUGCGCCUGGACCGGAGACCGACACAGCGCUUACACCAGCAACGCAGACAUCAUCCAGCCGGGCCUGAGUCCACUGCAGCCAAACCUGGAAGAUUUCAUGGAUAUACCAGACAUCUUUCUGAGCUACAGGGCCCAGUCCAGUGAGCAGACUGGGUUUACUGACUGUGACUAUUAUGGGAGCUCCUCCAGCACACCAUUGGGUCCAGUUGCCUUCCCUGUGGUGACAGCACCUCAGCUUCUCGUCAACACCCAGCUGGCUCAGCCCGCUCUGUCUUGCGAGGAUUUGCCUCAGCAUUCGUCAUCUACCACUCAGCCAGAGCAGACCAGUCCAGGCCAGGACUGCAGUGAAUACCACCCAGAAGCCGCGGCGUAUGACCCUCAGACCUACUCUGACCCUCCUGCUUCUAUAGCGUUCACCAGCGGCGCUGAGCAGCCGGCCGCUUCAAACGUUCCCCUUUUAUACCCCCUGCUGUGCCCAAAGUUUGGUUACUACGCAACAAGCAGCGUGACCUCCACUGUCAUCACUCACACUGCCUCCACGGUGGAGGCGCCAGGCUCUGCUCUCCAGGCUCCCAGCUACGCUCAUCCCCAGAGACCGUACCACUCGCUCACCUACCCAGCUGCUGUGGCUGACCCGGUCGGUUCAUCCAUGGCCUCUGUCACAGCGGCCCACUGCUUCUCGGUCCCUGAGCAGGUGGCUGUCACAGGGGUCAGAGGGAAGCACAAGCAAAAAACUGGCGUAAGGACACUUGGAGCCUCUGCGGCUUCGUCUGGUCCCCUGUCUACUGACCCGACACCCAGCAGCUGCCUGGCUAAACUGCUUUCCUCCAGCACCUGUGAACGGAAACCAUCAGUGGGAUUUGAUGCUGCUCUGGUCACAAACAAAGGUCAAAGGUCAUCAUCGCCCAGCUCCUCGGCGAGCGGCAGCAACUGCGUUGGAGGAGCUUCAACACAGCUGCAGCGUGGGGCUGCAUGGCCGGCGGUCGUUCCAGUUCUGACUCCUCUGCACCAAACGAACAGUCCCGCUGGACCCAGCACCAUCACCACCAGAGGCUCGUCCGCCCCGCUCAGACAUAGCGCCGCACACGGUAGCGCCACCCUCCUCAUCCCCAAAACUGAGAAACUGUCUCCUGUCCAGCUGUACAGCAUGGACAGAAGCAGCCUAACUGCACAUUUGACCGGACAUGCAGGCCAGACGUCCCCACCACACCCUUUAGACAAAGCGUCCAACCCAGAGUCCCCACACAGAGGCUUCUCUGGACAGGCAAAGCAGACACAGACCAGGAGGGUAACUCACAUCUCAGCCGAGCAGAAGCGGCGCUUCAACAUCAAACUGGGAUUUGACACUCUGCAUAACCUGGUGACAACACUCAGCUCUCAGCCGAGCAUCAAGAUCAGCAAAGCCACCACACUGCAGAAAACGGCCGAGUACAUCGGAAAGAUGCAGCAGGAGAGAGCCCAGCUGCACGAAGAGACUCAGAGACUCCGAGAGGAGAUCCAGCUGCUCAACUCUGCCAUCAACUCAUGCCAGCAGCAGCUGCCAGCCACUGGAGUGCCCAUCACACGGCAACGCUUCGACCACAUGAGGCAGAAGUUCAGAGACUACGUCCAGGCGCAAACUCUGCAGAACUGGAAGUUCUGGAUCUUUAGUAUCAUCAUCGAGCCGCUGUUUGAGUCCUAUAAUGGAAUGGUGUCCACUGCCAGUGCUGAGGACCUAUGUCAAUCCACUCUAUCCUGGUUGGACCAGCACUGCUCCCUGCCUGCCCUAAGACCCAUGGUUCUGAGAUCGCUUCGUUUCCUGAGCACCACAACAGCCAUCCUCACAGACCCCGGCCUACUGCCAGAGCACGCAGCCCUCGCCGUCACUCAGGGCAACCUGGCUGCAGCCGUGGAGCUCUCUUUACAGCCCGCCACACGGGACAGUACACACCCUAUGUGACUUAUCAGGACUUAACAGAAGAGCAUGGGGAGCUGUCAAUACCUGUCACAGUCGAUGAACUCACCACCUGCAAAAAGGAUUUAUUCAAGUUCACCUAAUUGAAUGUAUCAAACUAUAUUUAACCCUGUAUGCUGUAAUUCUGAUUAGGUAUGUAGUUUUAAUAUACACACGAAAGACUGAGCGUCUGAGAAUGAUUUCCCUAGAAAAGCACAAAUACAAAUGAUUGAAGUUAUUUACAAGGUUUAAUUUUAGCAUAUUAAGAUCAGUGAUACUGGCAAUAAACGAUGGAAUGUACUAGCA
This is a messenger RNA of Betta splendens (Siamese fighting fish), 3223 nucleotides long. RefSeq names its product carbohydrate-responsive element-binding protein. Bases 179 to 2923 code for a protein of 914 amino acids. Gene Ontology annotation, cellular component: nucleus. Gene Ontology annotation, molecular function: DNA-binding transcription factor activity, RNA polymerase II-specific; RNA polymerase II cis-regulatory region sequence-specific DNA binding; protein dimerization activity. Gene Ontology annotation, biological process: regulation of transcription by RNA polymerase II. Lineage: Eukaryota; Metazoa; Chordata; Actinopteri; Anabantiformes; Osphronemidae. The transcript is spliced from 17 exons. The record is from RefSeq and is a predicted model, not a curated record.